AUCAUGUCUACUGAUGACUCAUCAUCCUACAUCACCAACUUUCAUCAACAAAAUGGCAACUCCGUUGGGGAGGUCGUCUUAGAGCUUCAUCCUGUUCUGCUUCUCUUCGGCGGUAAAAUAUUUUCAACAUUCUUCCUCAGUAAUAUCUGUUCGGCUCUUGCAAAAAUUUUUUGACCAUACUUAUCACAAAGGCACCUUCGUCUUGCAUUGCCGAUGGAAAUUAGUAACCUGGUCAAGAUGAUGGAUGCGAAGGUCAGCAGCCAUGUUUGUCAAUGGAUGCUUUCAAUGAUCUCUUGCAAGGAAUCUUUGACCCAAACCUUGCAUCUUUGGUCUAGAUUAUCUAGGUCUUGCAUGAGGACCAACAAAAGACCAACUAGCUCCUCGCCAACUUGCAAACUCAACAUACCGUGCAAGACCAUGCAACAUAAGUCGGCUCCACCAACAAUUGCAGCCGCUAGCACUAAUGGAGCUUCGCCCAACGUAGUUGACUCUACUCAAGGCUUUGUCACCAUGGUAGAUCUCAAUGCUUUUUUAAAUAGGGAGCAUUCUAGGCAAGGUCCAAUCACCUUCCAAUUUGUUCACGAUCCACCCAACCCAAAAGAGGGCAGUGCUGUAGAGCACAUCAACAAGCUCCUUGAUGCCAUGGAGGUUCAUGUUGGUGAUAAAGAUUUGUGCCUUCGUGAGUUCUCAAAAUCUCUCUCUGAUAAAGCUUACAUGUGUGAAGAACGCAUCACCAUCCUUGAUCUCCACAACACUUGCCAAUGUACCGAUGAGGAUUUGAUGGUUUAUGUGAAGAGGCUUAGAGAUUUGGCACUUGAUUGCUACAGCGGCCAUGCUGAGUCUUUCUGGACAGCCAUUUUUGUCAAAAACAUGUCUAUUGGGAAGUCUAUGGCGAAGCUGGCAGAAAGGAAAGCCAUCGUUCAUACCUUAUCUGUCUCUAUCUAUAAUAAGUGGAUCAUUGAUGAUGCCAUUCUGUUGCCUCAGUCACUUCGCAAUCCAGUGAUGAUGACAAGUGCAAUCCCAAAAGCCAUCCUCUCUAUCGUUGAUGAGGCAAGAGGAGAAUGCAUUAAUGUCGAAGCACAUGCUAACCGUGCUUAUCUUGAAUCCUUUAAUGCCAUCACAUUCACUGACGAAGAUAUGGAGGCACCAUAUCCUGACCAUAGAAAGCCUCUUUAUUUAUCUACUCAGAUUAAUUUUAUCGGUAUUAUACGUGCACUUGUCGAUACUGGAUCAUCUCUCAACUUGAUACCAUUGAGCACCAUCAUUGUUGUAGGGAUCCCCCAGAUAAGGAUCGUCAGGUCUCCACUCAACAUUAUUGGCUUUGGCAGCGGUAGUGAACAUGCCCUUGGAUACAUUCAGCUCAAAUUAAAGAUCAAAUGCAACGUUGACUUUCGCAACCUCAACAAGGCAUACCCAAAGGAUGAAUUCUCUAUUCCAAAUAUGGAUGUGCUAAUGGACAAUACUGCUAGCGGCAAGAUGUAUUCCCUCAUGGAUGGCAACAGUGGAUAUAAUCAAGUCAAGGAGCAGCAACGUGCCUUUCUGCAUCUGCAAGAUCUCAUGCUUAAAUUGACAACCAUAUUAGUUCCCAUUCAAGGCAGACCACUUAAAGUUUAUCUGUCUACUUUGGACAAAGCUAUGGGUGGUCUAGUUGCCCAAGACGAUAAAGAAGGCAAAGAACAAUCAAUUUAUUAUGUUAGCCAAAACCUUAAGGGUGUUGAAUCGAUAAACCUUCUUGUUGAGAAAAUUUGCCUUGCAUUGAUUUAUUCGUCUCUCAAUUGGCUCCUUAAGUUAUCUCAAUAUGAUAUCACCUGCGUUAAUCCUAUCGCUAUCAAGGGACAAGCUGUUGUAGACUUGCUAUUUGAAUUCUCUAGCAAAGUCCAGUAUCCUUUUUCUGAUGAAGUCCCAGGUGGUAAGAUUGCUGCUGUGCAAGAAAUUGAGGAAGAGUGGAUACUGCACUUUGAUGGUUUUUCCAUGGUUGAAAGGGCUAGGGCUAGCAUUGUUCUUAGAGAUGGGGAAAAGCCAUGACACAAUAUUUUCAUUCAAGCUCGAUUUCUAGUCAUAAACAAUAUGGCAGAGU
Molecule: messenger RNA, 2077 nt
Organism: Rubroshorea leprosula
Lineage: Eukaryota; Viridiplantae; Streptophyta; Magnoliopsida; Malvales; Dipterocarpaceae
Source: the annotation of a GenBank genome assembly